CUAAAUGUGUCAGACACAGAGGCAGCCAGGGAAGCAAAGAAAGACAUUCGGUGUGUUCCUUCUCAUUCCCUUUUAUUUGUUUAUCAGUAUUCUUUCAGUGAUAGCUAGCUACUUCUGUUUUCUAUUGAAGCUCACGUACAAUGACUGAACAAUCAGCGCUGCUUCUUCGAAAACAGCUAGCAGAGCUCAACAAGAACCCUGUGGAGGGCUUUUCAGCUGGCCUCAUAGACGAUGAUGAUAUCUACAAAUGGGAGGUUGUCAUCAUAGGCCCACAGGACACACUGUUUGAAGGGGGAUUUUUUAAGGCCUACCUAACCUUUCCAUAUGAUUAUCCACUGAGGCCUCCAAAGAUGAAGUUUAUCACUGAAAUCUGGCAUCCCAAUGUGGCAAAGAAUGGCGAUGUUUGCAUCUCUAUUCUGCAUGAGCCGGGAGAGGACAAGUUUGGCUAUGAAAAACCAGAGGAACGAUGGCUGCCCAUCCACACGGUGGAGACCAUCAUGAUCAGUGUAAUCUCCAUGCUGGCUGACCCCAACAGCGACUCGCCCGCGAACGUGGAUGCUGCGAAAGAGUGGAGGGAGGAUCCCAACGGGGAGUUCAAGAGGAAGGUGGCUCGCUGUGUACGAAAAAGUCAAGAAAUGGCCUUUGACUAGACCAUUCGUCAAUGUUACAAGAUCCAGGCUAAUGGAAAUGGCUUCUUGAGGAAAAUCUUUUCAUUCUUCAACAAAAAAAAACAAAAAAAAGGCUUUUUGUGCCGUGCUUUUGCUAGUCAGGGGACAUGGAAAAACAACCAGCCAGCCAUUUUGGUUGUUUCUGAUAGGAUCAUGUGUUUGAGUGAAUGAAUGUUGGAAAAGUGUACCAGCUAAGUAAUUUUUGAUUUCCUACCUGGAAAGUGUAUAUUUAAUUUAAUUUAUUUGAAGAAUAUUAUAAUAAUAAUGUAAAAUAUGUCACUACUGUAAAUGAACUUGCUUUUUUAUCAGCUGCUGAAUGGUUUCUACUUUAUACCAGGGUUCUUAUGCAAUUUCUUGGGUAUUUUGUUUGUGGUGCUUAAGGGGGUGGGGAAAAAACAGAAAAGCCAGUUUCCUUUAUUAACCCUCCAUCAUCACUCCCAUCACUUUGCGAGGUGAGCUGCAAAAUUGGACACAUUUACAUUACUCUCAGCAAGGGUUCAACCUUGUCUGUCGAUCACUGCUGCCUUAGCUAUUUUCUUCUUUCUGGUGUUCCUGCUAUCACUAUAAGCUGAUCCUUAGUAAGAGACAAAUUUUCUUCAGUUUUUAAUUGACAUUUUUAACAAACCAAAAAUGAAAAAGCUGUGAUUAUUUUUUGUGUGUGUGUAUAUAUAAAUAUGUACCAUACUGGCACCUGGAUUUACCUCAACUCUGGCUUGUUUUUUCCCCCUAUUCAGUCUAUGAAUUUGAAAUGUUUUUCUCUGAAGUUGUCCUUUUGGUGGAAGCACACUGACUUGACUGUGCAUGUGACCAUUGUUUUUAUCUCCUGCCAAUAUAUGCUUGAUAUCUUUCUCAUUAAGCUUCAGUUAAGUCCUGUGUAUUAUUUAGUGAGGAAUAACAACCAUUUUGAGAUUUCAACACAUCUAAAUUGGUUUAGAUUCCAGCCACCACCCUUUCACGACUCUGCAAAGCCGUGUGUGAACAAUUAAUUCCUUUAGUCAUACCAUAAGGCAGCAUUGCUAAGGAAGUUGGAAGAAAUCUGAAAAGUUGUUACUCAUGUGAAUUCUACUGGAUUAUUUGUUGGUUUCAGCUUUAGUGAAUCCAUGGGUGUGGUGAUGGGUUGAUAUUAAAACAUGUUCCUGGGUGAUUAUGUUGAAGGGCCAUACAAUUAGUUUGAAUUUGAUGACAUGAGAUGGUCAUGCUGUUGCUUUUCAGACACCACAUUUCCUGUCACUGCAAGUGCUCCAUUAGCAUUAGCGAUGUGAAUUGUGUAGUUUGUGCUUCCUACCCCCCCAUCAUUAACUAUCCUCCUUUGACCGGUGCACACUGUAUUCAUACCAGAUAAAUGGAGCAUAUCAAACAUCAUGAAGCAAUACAAACAGAAAAUCACACCUUUUCUUGAUCUCAAUGGUUUAUUUCAAGUUUAAGCCCCCUCCCACCCCCCUUUUUAUUUUACCCUAAUGUAUUUUGAUCACCACUUGUUUUGUGAAAUGUGUAUUAAAUCUGAGCCCCAAUAAAGUGUGUAAAAACUUA
Messenger RNA from Conger conger (European conger), 2198 nucleotides. RefSeq names its product ubiquitin-conjugating enzyme E2G 1b (UBC7 homolog, yeast) (gene ube2g1b). NCBI's taxonomy places the organism in Eukaryota, Metazoa, Chordata, Actinopteri, Anguilliformes, Congridae. The record is from RefSeq and is a predicted model, not a curated record. The transcript is spliced from 6 exons. The coding region runs from base 141 to 650 and encodes 169 amino acids. Gene Ontology annotation, molecular function: ubiquitin conjugating enzyme activity. Gene Ontology annotation, biological process: protein polyubiquitination; proteasome-mediated ubiquitin-dependent protein catabolic process.